ACUUCACUCAUUCAUUCAUUCGACCACCAUCGAACAGUGGUGCCGUGACCAUGACUCCGGGUAGGCCUUGAUCGAUUCCGCUGCCGCAACUACCUACCUACCUACCUAGGCAUGUAAAAGCCUGGUACCGCAAGCCUGGUACCAUCGCGGACUACGGCACCCACACCAACACCUGACCCGUUGCAGGUAAAUACAUUUCCCACGAUCCCGACCGAACCCGGACUGUGGGCCGGCCGUUGACCUCGACUGACCUUGGCCGCACCUUGGGCUGAUGUCCACCACACCAGACCAGACCCUUUCUGCCCAGCGCCCACCCAGGCACCCCCGCCGCCCCAAGUCCCAGCAUGUCGCCCCCAAGUCCCGGCCCGGUUCACUCUCUGUAUUCCGGGGGUGGUGGACCGUGGAUGCUCGUUGCUCACUCGGCGCACUCCCCCCGUCUCGCACAUUCACUUCCACCUCCAAGUCCACUUGCAAGUCCACUUGCUACCGCUGGUGCUUCUGCCUCUGCUUCUACUUCUGCUUCUCCUUCGGCUUCCACACGCCACACGCCACGCGACUCCAGUCAAACCCCGUCUCUCCAUCUCUCCGUCCUCCAUUCUCUGCUUUUGACCUGGGCUCGGCCAGCUGCUUGUUGUGCUCUCUCGUUUACCAGCCCAGCUUUGCCCACUUUGCUCGCACCCACACCCAACCCACAACCACACGCCCACUCCCGCACCUCACCUGUCUUACCUUCCCUUCUUACCUUGCUCUGCAACAGGAAUUCGCACCUCUAUUCUCCGGUCCUCACAGCCUCCCCCAGUACCUGCUCCAUUUCCCACCUUGGCAGAGGUUGUUGCUGUCUGCAAUUGUGCUACGACAAGGACAAGAUUUGAUGUUCAAUUUUAUACCAAAGAGUCCAUCAACAGCCCCAGCAUCCAACUUGCAUCCGCCCUGGUUGUUGUAUGUAUAUACGAUAAUAUAAUCCUCCCAGUCUCUGUGCUCCGGCCCGCAACGCAGGGCUGCACCGGCUGCACCCGUCCAAUCACCCAAGACGCCUGAGCAAACCCGCUCUUAUUUCUGCGACCCAAAUCCAGGCAACGGAAUUGGACAACGCCUUUGCACGCAUUACUCCUGCUUCUGCUUCUGCUUCUAGCCG
This is a messenger RNA of Ilyonectria robusta, 1135 nucleotides long. RefSeq lists its product as uncharacterized. The record is from RefSeq and is a predicted model, not a curated record. The transcript is spliced from 2 exons. The coding region runs from base 272 to 961 and encodes 229 amino acids. Lineage: Eukaryota; Fungi; Ascomycota; Sordariomycetes; Hypocreales; Nectriaceae.